This is a messenger RNA of Parnassius mnemosyne (clouded apollo), 1704 nucleotides long. NCBI's taxonomy places the organism in Eukaryota, Metazoa, Arthropoda, Insecta, Lepidoptera, Papilionidae. The record is from the annotation of a GenBank genome assembly.
AUGGCCAUCAUUGAACCUGUAAAUAACCCAUCUUCUUGGGUUUCUCCGAUGGUACCGAUUCUAAAGUCUGAUGAUGAUAUUCGAAUUUAUUUGGAUAUGCGUGCUGCUAACAAAGCAAUUAUUAGAGAAAAUCAUCCCUUGCCUACCAUGGGACAACUUAUUCCCAAAUUUUGCAAAGCAACAUAUUUUUCAAAGUUGGAUAUUAAGAAUGCUUUUCAUCAGGUUGAACUAGAUAAAAAUAGCAGAAAUAUCACAACUUUUAUCACUAGUAAAGGGCUUCACCAGUACAAAAGGUUAAUGUUCGGGAUAUCUUGCGCACCUGAACAUUUCCAAAAAAUUAUGGAGAAAAUGUUAUUGCCAUGCGAAGGAGUGGUAAACUUCAUAGAUGAUAUUGUUGUCUUUGGACGUGAUAAAAAAGAACAUGAUACCAGGCUUCAACAUGUUUUAACAGUACUCAAAGACAAUAAUGUUUUACUGAAUAAAAAUAAAUGUAUUUUUAAUGCAAAGUCUAUUCAGUUUAUGGGCCACGAGCUUUCGCAAUCAGGUAUUAAACCACUUGACAAAUAUAUAAAAGCAAUCGAGACGUUUAGACCACCGGAAACCAUCGAAGAAAUUCAAAGUUUUCUGGGCUUAAUCAACUAUGUAGGAAAGUGGAUCCCCAAUUUGUCAACCUUAACGGAACCCAUUCGGCAAUUGCUUCGAAAAAAAAUGCACAAAAAUGCUAAUAUCAUAACUUUUUGGAAAAAAGAACAUUCAACGGCUUUUGACGAAUUAAAAAAUUGUCUCUCCAAGAUUCCUACUCUUGGCUACUAUGACCCAAAUGAUCGUACCCAAGUAAUCGCCGAUGCAAGUCCGGUAGGUUUAGGCGCUGUACUGAUUCAGUAUGAUGACAAUGGACCCCGCAUCAUUGCCUUCGGAAACAAGAGCCUGACAGACAUUGAGAAACGAUACUGUCAGAUCGAAAAGGAGGCAUUGGCUUUAGUGUGGGCAAUUGAACACUUCCACAUGUACUUAUACGGGAAAAAGUUUGAGCUUAUCACAGACCAUAAACCUCUGGAGGUUAUAUUUGGUACGCGAUCAAAGCCUUGUGCACGAAUCGAGCGCUGGGUCCUUCGGUUACAAGCAUAUGAUUAUAAAGUUAUUUAUAAGCCCGGAAAAUCCAACAUAGCAGACCCAUUAUCACGUUUAUGUACGACCAGCAUUCAAAACAGUUCUUUUGAAGACGAACAUCAUGUUAACCAGAUUGUUCAACACGCGCGACCCAUAGCAUUAUCUCUUAAAUCGAUUAUUGAAGCAUCAAAUGACGAUGAUGAGUUUAAAUUAGUAAAAGAUGCUUUGAUGAACAAUGCUUGGGAUGCUUCAAUAAAUAAUUAUAAAUUAUUUCAACAUGAACUCUGGUUACACGAUGGCGUCUUGUUGAGAGGAAACAAAAUGGUGAUUCCUACUAAGUUGAGGAAACAAGUGUUAGCAGCGGCCCAUGAAGGUCAUCCAGGUAUAGUCAAUAUGAAAGCUAGGCUGCGCACAAAAGUUUGGUGGCCAAAAAUAGACAAAGACGCUGAAAAUACCGUAAAAAGCUGCAGAGGGUGUACUUUAGUCUCGGCACCCAAUCCACCAGUACCUAUGAAAAGGCGUGAACUUCAAAAGCCUGGGUGGAUACAGCCGUUGAUUUUUUGGGUCCACUCCCAAGCGGAGAUCAUCUUUUAG